GCGCUGCGCGGCGCCCGCCCGCGGCCGGAGCUGGGCUCCCACCGCGAACCUGCCCCGCGAGGCUCGGCCGCCUUCGGAGGAGGCCACGCCCGGCGGGCCCAUGGCUGGGGCCUCGCCGGCGGCCACGCUGCCGGCCGUGGUGGAGGAGCUCCUGAGCGAGAUGGCCGCGGCGGUGCGGGAGAGCGCGCGCGUUCCUGAUGAGCAUCUAUUAUUGCUGAAGUUUGUCUUUGGCUCAUCAGCCCUCCAGGCCUUGGACCUAGUUGAUCGGCAGUCCGUCACUUUAAUCUCAUCGCCCAGUGGGAGGCAUGUGUACCAGGUACUUGGAAGUUCUGGUAAAACAUACACAUGUUUGGCUUCAUGUCAUUACUGUUCAUGUCCUGCAUUUGCCUUCUCCGUGCUCCGGAAGAGUGACAGCCUACUGUGCAAGCAUCUCUUAGCAGUUUAUCUUAGUCAGGUUAUGGGGAACUGCCAGCAGCUAAGUGUCUCGGAUAAGCAAUUGACCGACAUGUUAUUGAUGAAGAAACAGGAAGCAUAAAAGGAUAUUGCAGAAGCCAUGAAGCGUGAACAAGCAGAUGAAAAGAUUUUACAGCCCUGGAAACCUCAGCCCAAUGCCCCAAAGCGUGAGGUGCUGGUGAGGAGCCGCUUUGUUGCAGUGUUCUGUGGCUGGGCGAGCCUUGGUUACAGUGAGGUGUGGCAGUAAACUGAAGAUUUUCGUGCUCCUUGGGAAACUUCAAGUGGAUAUAAGCUUCUAUUUGUAUAAUUUUACUUAGUAAAAAUUUCACACGAUGAGAUCCAGCAAGUUGGCAAAGCUUGAAGUUGGUAGAGAAGUAAAAUUCAGAAAGGGAAUCUGAUAGAAGGAGGAUCCCAUUUCUUUAGUUUCUUUCUCUAGGGUUGUUUGCUAUCUAUGGAAAAGAAUGCUUUCAAAAUGUUAUCUGAUGAUGUUCUACUUAAGAGUGUCAUUUCCCAAAAUUAAUAAAGUAGUUUCUUGAUCAAAGAA
Pipistrellus kuhlii (Kuhl's pipistrelle) is the source of this 997-nucleotide messenger RNA. It is a transcript of the gene ZSWIM7, whose product is annotated as zinc finger SWIM-type containing 7. Lineage: Eukaryota; Metazoa; Chordata; Mammalia; Chiroptera; Vespertilionidae. Gene Ontology annotation, molecular function: zinc ion binding. Gene Ontology annotation, biological process: double-strand break repair via homologous recombination. The coding region runs from base 101 to 535 and encodes 144 amino acids. The record is from RefSeq and is a predicted model, not a curated record. Gene Ontology annotation, cellular component: Shu complex. The transcript is spliced from 6 exons.